GAUCUGACCACUAUGCUCUGAUUGUUUAUCCAUGACACAGAAACAGAAGAGAAACAGAGAAGAACCCAGCUUAGAUCUCACUGAAGAAUUAGAUGUCAUGGAGGCCUUCGAGACCUGCCAUACCAGCUCCAAAAAAGGCCUGAGUGAACCGGCAAGAGAAGCACUUCUAAAUAUGCAAGCUUUGAGGGCUGAACCUGUUGCUGAAGGUGAGACGCCACCAUCCAGUGUGCAGGUCGUGUCCAAGGUGCUCUCCCAGAACAGCUCACACCAUUUCCUGAAGAGUGUUGGCAUCAAAACACCGACAUCCUCCAAGUCAUCUUCAUCAAAGGAAAGCGAGCUUCGCGAAGAACUGGCAGUUGAAGCGGCGGCUGCUGUUCAAGUUGAACUCGACGAGCUCAAGAAGAAAAAUAAAGAAGCUGAGGAAAAGCAGGUGAGGACACAAAUGGAGUUGGAGGAGUACAAGAAGCAAACAGAGAAGAACACCAAAGAGUUGGAGGAGAACAAUGCUCUUCUGAAGAAGCUCUUGACCUUCCAUGCUAACGCUGCUUCUUCGACAUGAGGGCUGCUGGUCAGUGCUGCUGUGAUUGGCCUGCUCAU
Molecule: messenger RNA, 597 nt
Organism: Panicum virgatum (switchgrass)
Lineage: Eukaryota; Viridiplantae; Streptophyta; Magnoliopsida; Poales; Poaceae
Exons: 2
Coding region: 32-559 (175 amino acids)
Source: RefSeq, a predicted model, not a curated record